Molecule: messenger RNA, 3408 nt
Organism: Drosophila persimilis
Lineage: Eukaryota; Metazoa; Arthropoda; Insecta; Diptera; Drosophilidae
Product: UNC93-like protein
Exons: 6
Coding region: 1201-2817 (538 amino acids)
Biological process (GO): regulation of potassium ion transport; regulation of muscle contraction
Cellular component (GO): plasma membrane; striated muscle dense body
Molecular function (GO): potassium channel regulator activity
Source: RefSeq, a predicted model, not a curated record
AACGCCAGCAGCAGAUCCAGCGAUCAGCGUUAAAAGAGCCACAAUCCACGAUUAGCCAGCAGCCAACCGCUAACCGCUAACAUCGAUAACGAGCAGCUGUUUUGGGCCCAGUGUCAGAGAGCUAUCUGUCCGCAUCUGCCAACAGCAGCAGCGAUCCCCCGCCUCAUCAGCAUCAGCAGCUGAAUUGUCAGCAGAAACAAGUGCAAAAGUGAAGUGAACUCCGCCGACAGCGACGCUCUCUCUGUCACCUCCACCUGCUCUGGAAGCUCCUCUGGUCUCUUGCGCUCCGGCUUCGUGCUCGUGCCGUGUUCGCCGCGGUUCGCUUCAGACUCGGACUUGGAUUCGGACCCGAGAUCGGGUUCGUGCGGCACUCCGCUCGCGCUCCAAGUCGCGCCGUAAAUUACUUGCAAAGUUAAAUUUAGUCUCGGCUUUUAAUACCGUUUUUGUGCGUUUUCGAGUUGGUCGUGUUUUUGUUAACAACAAAAUUCCAAUAAAAAAUCAGCUCGAGCCAAAAUCAAAUAAAUAUUCUGAAGAGGAAAGCUCUUCAGCUCCUCAGACGUUUUCACCAGAAGGAGAGACUUUAAUGUGACUGCGAGAAUCUUGAAAUUGUGAAAUAUUUCCCGGAUCCUGUUGAUCGAUUAUCCUGCUGAAAUUUGUUGUUUGGCAAAUACCCGAAAAUAUAUAAUUUUUUUUUCUGUUGAACAACUUGAACGGAAAUGUAAGCUACUCGCCCCCGCCAAGAACUGAGCCCCGCUUUCUGCUUAACAUUUAGAACAAUUGUUUUUCGACGCGGCCACCAGCUCCGAAACGUCCAGCGCAGCAAGCCUUAAACAACAAAAUCCAAUUACAUAACAUUUAAUUGCAAAGAGCAGCAAUUUAAUAUCAUAAUUUACAAAAAAAAAAAACGAGCUCACAUAUACCACACACGCGUACAUUCGGGCGCACGCAUACGCACACAAGCAGCGUAUUAAAAGACGGAAGUGGAUUUCGUUUAGCGGCAAAGCGGCGCAUCCUGUUUUGGGCUUUUCAACAUACACACACGAGAGAGAGAGAGAGACCUCGCGAACACGUAUAAGAGUUGCGAUUGCGUUUUCCCAAGAGAUAUAACGCACACUCUUCCCUUUGGUUAAUUGAUUAACCAGGUCCCCCCGAACAGAGCACACUCGAAAAAGGGAACGGAGAACAUAGAAAUCCAGCAAGAUGACUGGUUUUACCAACGGCGGAUUCGAGAACGAUGAGCCCGUCAAGCCGAAAGCUGGUUUUGAGCCCGACACCGCCUCGUUACGAGAGAAAGUUGUGCUGAAUCCGGCCGAGAAAUGGCGCAUCUUAAAGAAUAUCUCGAUCAUCUCGAUCGCCUUCAUGGUGCAGUUCACCGCGUUUCAGGGAACAGCCAAUCUGCAGUCCUCGAUCAACUCAAAGGAUGGCCUGGGAACAGUCUCGCUGAGCGCGAUCUACGCGGCCUUGGUGGUGUCGUGUAUUUUCCUGCCCACCCUGAUCAUCCGCAAGCUGACGGUCAAAUGGACUCUGGUCUUUAGCAUGCUCUGCUAUGCGCCCUACAUUGCUUUCCAGCUCUUCCCGCGCUUCUACACCCUCGUCCCCGCCGGCAUACUGGUUGGUAUGGGUGCAGCGCCCAUGUGGGCGUCCAAGGCUACCUAUCUGACGCAGGUGGGACAAGUGUAUGCCAAGAUCACGGAACAGGCGGUCGACGCGAUCAUUGUGCGGUUCUUUGGCUUCUUCUUCCUGGCCUGGCAAUCCGCUGAGCUCUGGGGCAAUCUUAUCUCCAGCUUGGUCCUUUCCAGUGGUGCCCAUGGAUCCAGCAGCAGCUCUAACUCCACGAUCAGCGAGGAGGAUCUGCAGUACUGCGGCGCCAACUUCUGCACCACCGGCACUGGGGGACAUGGCAACCUGGAGCGUCCGCCAGAGGAUGAGAUCUUCGAGAUCUCGAUGAUCUAUUUAUCGUGCAUCGUGGCCGCCGUCUGCAUCAUUGCCUUCUUCCUUGAUCCACUCAAGCGCUACGGAGAAAAGCGCAAGGGCUCAAACUCCGCCGCCGAGCUCUCGGGCGUCCAAUUGCUCUCGGCCACUUUCCGUCAGAUGAAAAAGCCGAAUCUGCAGCUGCUCAUCCCCAUCACCAUCUUCAUCGGCAUGGAGCAGGCAUUCAUCGGUGCCGACUUCACCCAGGCCUACGUGGCCUGUGCCUUGGGCGUCAACAAGAUCGGCUUCGUCAUGAUCUGCUUCGGCGUUGUCAACGCCCUAUGCUCCAUACUGUUCGGUUCUGUCAUGAAAUACAUUGGCCGGACGCCCAUCAUUGUCCUUGGAGCCGUGGUGCACUUUACCCUCAUUACGGUUGAGCUCUUCUGGCGGCCCAAUCCCGACAAUCCCAUCAUCUUUUACGCCAUGUCCGGCCUAUGGGGCGUCGGCGACGCCGUCUGGCAGACCCAGAUCAACGGCCUCUACGGGCUGCUGUUUCGCCGCAACAAAGAGGCGGCGUUCUCCAACUACCGGCUGUGGGAGUCGGCUGGUUUUGUGAUCGCCUACGCCUAUGCCACAACGCUGUGCACCCGCAUGAAGCUCUACAUCCUGCUGGCGGUGCUCACGCUGGGGUGCAUCGGCUACGUCAUCGUCGAGAUACUCUACAGGAAGAAGCAACGCAAGGUCAAGAAGCAGGAGAAGCUGGAGGCUGCCGAGAAGGAGAAGGAGGCCGCUGCUGCGGCUGCCGCAGCCAUUGCUGCUGCCGAGGCCAAUGCGAUCGACGGCGUCGAGGAGACCGACGACGAGCUGGAUGAUCUCGAAGAAGACAUUGUAGUCACUCGCCUGUAAUCGGUGAAGACGGUGCCGAUAGCUGUUAAGUGUUCGAUCGAUCGAUCAAUCGAUCAAUCGAAUGAUCGAAGGGAAGCGUUGUAUAGCCCCCGGCGUACUUAGUGCAUUGACCCCUCCCCCCCACCACACCAUACCAUACACCAUCCCACACAUCGAUUGUCACGCACCAUCCCUACCACCCUCUCCACUUCUCCACAGCCCCUCCUCCAGAGAAAACCAUUUAGCUCAAAGACCAUCCAUACCGAGACGCACACACAUGCCCCUCGAUAUGCAUGCACUCGCAUGUGUGUGUGUGCUUGGCUAACUUUAAUUUGUACAUAAAAAGAGAGAACCGAGAGAGGGAGAGACAGUGAGAGGAGAAAGAUAGGCAAGAACAAUGAGAGAAUGAAAGCAGAAUAUGCAGAAUAUAUUUGCAUUUGAUGUGUGCAAGUGUACGCACGCUCCCACUCACACAUCACGAACAUAUAUGUAUACACACACACACACACACACACACACAAGCGUGCAUAUGUGUGUGCGGGCCCCUUUAAGCCUAAAAAAUUGUUAUUUUAUUUUAAAUCGUAUUUUAACUAUAAUCCCUACCAUAAAUCA